This is a messenger RNA of Cajanus cajan (pigeon pea), 798 nucleotides long. Its product is annotated as inactive protein RESTRICTED TEV MOVEMENT 2. The record is from RefSeq and is a predicted model, not a curated record. Gene Ontology annotation, biological process: cellular response to heat. Lineage: Eukaryota; Viridiplantae; Streptophyta; Magnoliopsida; Fabales; Fabaceae.
GUAUAAAAAGAGAUUCAACCACAAUUUUAUUCAUUCAAUCCAUUUGAUUUCCACAACUUCUAGCAAUAGAAAAACAAAAAUCUCAAAUAAAGGGAGAUAGAAGAGAAGCCACUAUUCACUUGCAAUGGAGACCAAUGCUGCUAAACCUACCAGCAAUCGCUUGUAUGAGGAUUUUGAGCCUUAUUGCAAAUGGCUUACAAAGGAAGGACAAGCCACUCUUGAAAUUAGUUUGAAGGGUUUCAAGAAGGAGCAACUUAAGGUUCAAGCAGAGGACUGGGGGGUCCUAAGAAUUUACGGAGAAAGGCCUAUAGAUGCAUCCAAUAACAAAUGGAGCCGUUUCCACAAAGAGAUUAGGAUCUCAAAAGGGUGUGCUAUGAACUCAAUCCGUGCAAAGUUUGCUCAUGGGGUUCUUUUCAUUGCAAUGCCUAAAGAAAUAGUCAUGGAGAAGCAUUUCAUUUGCGGGGUAGAAACAAGAAAAAGGAGAAUAGCAGCCAUUAAACUUGCAAUUGGAAUGGUGGUCCUUGUGGCUCUUGGGAGUUACAUAGUUCGACUAGUAAGUGGUAAAGAAACACAAGGUUGAUGUUGUGAAUGUGAUGCAUUAUUAAGUUAAGUAGGACCCCCAAAAAUGAAAAUCAAAGGGGCCAAAAUCAGGAUCUAUGUGCUAUAAUGCAUAGGAUUGCUUGCUGAAUGGUUUGUGUGGCAAUGAGAAAGUGAGUAAGGUGUUGUUCAUAUUUUAUGUUUUCUUGUAACAUGCCUUUGAAGAAUAAUAAAGAGUGGGUCGUAAUUUUCACAUAUAAA